AUGUCUGCACCCUACGACGGCCCGUGGACUGCACGCAACGUCCGCCAGGCUUUCUUUGACUUCUUCACCUCCAAAGACCAUACCUUUGUCCCGUCCUCCUCUACCAUCCCCUACGAUGAUCCGACUCUCCUCUUCGCAAACGCUGGCAUGAACCAGUAUAAAUCCAUAUUCCUUGGCACUGUCGAUCCCAACUCAGAACGAGGCAAGCUUAGACGCGCAUUUAACAGCCAAAAAUGUAUCAGAGCAGGCGGAAAGCACAACGACCUCGAGGACGUCGGCAAAGACUCGUACCACCACACUUUCUUUGAGAUGCUGGGUAACUGGUCGUUCGGAGACUAUUUCAAGAAAGAAGCUAUCACUUACUCCUGGGAAGCUCUGACCAAGGUCUACGGCCUUCCUAAAGAGCGCCUCUAUGUAACCUACUAUGCCGGUGACCCCAAGGCUGGAAUACCGGCAGACGAGGAUGCCAAGCGGUAUUGGCUUGAGCAAGGCGUUGAUCCAAGCCAUGUUCUACCCUCGACGGGUAACUUCUGGGAGAUGGGCGCUACCGGCCCAUGCGGGCCUUGCAGCGAAAUCCACUUUGACCGUAUCGGAGGACGCGACGUCGCCCACCUAGUCGAUGGCGACGACCCGACUGUCAUCGAAAUCUGGAAUAACGUGUUCAUCCAAUUCAACCGCGAAGAAGACGGCUCGCUUCGCUCACUUCCGUCCAAACACAUCGACACGGGCAUGGGCUUCGAGCGUCUCGUCUCCAUCCUGCAAGACAAGAGGUCGAAUUACGAUACCGACGUGUUCACCCCGCUUUUCGACAAGAUCCAGGAGCUCACGGGCGCGCGUCCAUAUGCUGGCAAGUUCGGCGACGAGGACGCAGACGGCGUUGAUACCGCUUACCGCGUCGUUGCUGAUCACGUCCGGACACUCGCGUUUGCUCUGAGUGACGGUGGCGUGCCGAACAACGUCGGUCGCGGCUACGUCCUUCGUCGCGUCCUUCGCCGAGGUUCGCGAUUCGUCCGCAAAAAGCUGAAUGCGCCGAUUGGAUCUUUCUUCUCAUCCCUUCUCCCCGUUGUGGUGGAGACGAUGGGUGAUGCAUUCCCUGAGCUUACGAAGAAGCAAGACGAGAUCAAGGAGAUUCUUGAUGAAGAGGAGGAGUCCUUCUCCCGCACGCUGGACCGUGGCGAGAAGCUCUUCGAACAAUACGCCACUAAAGCCAAGGAGCAGGGUCUCAAAGAACUUCAUGGUGGUGACAUCUGGCGCUUGUACGAUACCUACGGCUUCCCGGUGGACUUAACGCGGCUUAUGGCGGAGGAGCACGGCUUGUCAAUCAACGAGAAGCAGUUUGAGGAGGCGCAGGAGGCAUCGAAAGAGGCGAGCAAGGGCUCUUUCAAGAAGGACAAGGGCGCUGCCGUCAAGCUCGAUGUCCACGACCUUGCUGCAUUGGACGCUAACGACGCCAUCCCGAAAACCAACGACUCCUUCAAAUUCCAACUUGGUAAUAUCAAUGCUAUCGUCAAGGGUAUCUACCACGACAAACAGUUCCUCUCUUCUACAUCCAACAUCCCUGAAGGCGCCACGUUCGGUGUCCUCCUCGAUCGAACAAGUUUCUACGCGGAGGCUGGUGGUCAGGAAAACGAUACGGGCAACAUCGUGAUCGACGGUGUCGCCGACUUCGAGGUCACGAAUGUGCAGUCGUAUAGCGGAUACGUACUACACACCGGACACCUGAAGUAUGGCCAACUGAAUGCCGGAGACGACGUCAUCUCCUCGUAUGAUGAGCUGCGUAGAUGGCCACUGAGAAGCAACCACACCGCCACGCACAUCCUCAACUACGCCCUCCGGGAAGUGCUCGGCGACCACAUCGACCAGAAGGGCUCGCUCGUCGCGCCGACGAAGCUCCGUUUCGAUUUCUCGCAUAAAGCCCAGAUCGGCCUGAAGGAGCUGCAGCAGAUCGAGACGAUCAGCAUCGACUGGAUCAAGAAGAACGUCAAGGUGUACACCAAGGACCUCACGCUCGAGGAGGCGUACAAGAUCCCUGGCGUCCGCGCUGUCUUUGGGGAGGCGUAUCCCGAUCCCGUCCGUGUGGUCGUGCUUGGAUACGAUGUCGACGAGAUUGCCAGGAAUGUGGAGAACCCGCAGUGGCGGAAGACCAGUAUCGAAUUCUGUGGUGGGACCCAUGUGGCGAAGACGGGCGACAUCAAGGAGUUUGUGAUCAUUGAGGAGUCGGGCAUUGCUAAGGGUAUACGGCGUAUCAUCGCUGUCACUGGUCAGGAGGCGCAGGAAGCUUCGCGCAUUGCCAGCUCGCUCAAGACGCGCCUUGAUGAGCUUGAGCGGUCGAGUGGAAAGGAGAAGGACGCUGGCCUCAAGGCACUCACUGUGGAACUUGGUCAAGCAGAUAUCUCUGUUCUGCUCAAGGCAGAGUUGAAGGACCGCCUCGCUUCCGUGCGGAAAGCUCUUGACAAGCAGAUUAAGGAGAAGGAGACCGCUCUGAACAAAGAGGCUCUGAAUGCGCUGGCCAAGCACUUCGAAGAGAACCCCAACUCUGAGGGUUACUUCGCUGCUAUCGAGGUCGACGGCAAUGCAAAGAUCCUCCAAAACAUUGUCAUGCAGGCCAAGAAGCUGAACAAACCCGCCUACGUCUUCAGCGUAGACCCGGAACGCACCAAGGUUGCACAUGCCAACUUCGUUCCGGAAGGCGCACGGUCGAAGGGCUUCACUGCGAAGGGGUGGGCAUCGAAGAUCGGCGAGGUUAUCGGUGGAAAGGCUGGCGGCAAGGACGAGAGCGCUCAGGGUGUCGGCGCGAACGUUGACAAGGUUGCGGAGGCUGUAGUCCUCGCGAAGGAAGUUUUCAUCAGCAGCAGCACAUAAAGGGUGGUACGAUAUGAUUGGGUUUAGGAACUACUUAGAUAUGAUAAUACGAUGU
Messenger RNA from Coniophora puteana RWD-64-598 SS2, 2917 nucleotides. RefSeq lists its product as uncharacterized. Gene Ontology annotation, biological process: tRNA modification; alanyl-tRNA aminoacylation. The record is from RefSeq and is a predicted model, not a curated record. Gene Ontology annotation, molecular function: aminoacyl-tRNA deacylase activity; nucleic acid binding; amino acid binding. Lineage: Eukaryota; Fungi; Basidiomycota; Agaricomycetes; Boletales; Coniophoraceae. The transcript has 12 exons. Bases 1 to 2862 code for a protein of 953 amino acids. Gene Ontology annotation, cellular component: mitochondrion; cytoplasm.